UGCUGACCAGCCGCCCGAACCAGUCCAAUCCGUGGCACCGGUGCGGUCAGGUUGGUUGCAGUUCUGUGUGCAGUGUUUUUGGUGAAAGCAAAACUUGAUCUUGGGCGCAAAAAUGUCCCGGAACAUCGUGUUGUGUUUUCUAGUGACGGUUGCUUGCGGCGCCAGCGCCUACGGCCGAAAGCUGGAGUGCAGCGAACACCGCGAGAUGGAGUGCGAAGUCUCCAACUUUACCAUCGUCGAGUCGAUGGACCUGUCCGAGUACGAGUUCCCGGACCAUCCGCACCUGGCGUUCGGUACCUACCCGCACUCGGACGACUCGACGUACGUCGUCACCAUCGGUAAGGAGCUGGCCGACCGGCUCCAGUCGACCGAGAAGCUCGAGAUUCAGAACGUCUCCCUGCAGACGAUGGUGCUCUGGCCGAACCUGCGCUCGCUCGAUGCGUCCCACAACUACUUCUUCGAGCUGAUCGUCGAGCCGGGGCAGAACUAUCAGCUGCGCGAGCUCAACCUCAGCUACAAUCGCUUCCAGUCGAUCGAGUUCGUGCAGGCGCUGCCCGCCCUGCGCACGCUCGAUCUGCGCCACAACUAUCUGGAAUCGCUCAGCUUCUCGCUGUUCGACAUGGCGACCGAGCUGUGGAAGCUGAACCUGGCCAACAACCGACUCCAGACGAUCUCGACCGACGGGUCGCUGCAUCUGCCGCGCCUGUCGACCCUGCUGCUGCACGACAACCUGCUGAGCGUGCUGGACGCGAGCGAGUGGCGGUUCAGCAUGCUGCAGGAGCUGAACGUCGCUCGCAAUCGGCUGCGCUAUCUGAGCAUGUGCGAGGUGAACCAUUCCUUCCCGCACCUGCAGACGCUCUACCUGGACGAGAAUCGGUGGGAGUGUGGCCAUCUGAACGCCACCAUCCGCCAGCUCCAUCAGCUCGGCGUCAAGGCGAUGGCGUACUACGACACGGAGGACCAGGAGCACUGCAACACGGCGAUCGACGAAAUCUGCUGCUACUAGACGGGUUAGUGUGCGGUUCAAUAGAGGCGCCCUCUUUUUCUUGGUCAAUUGCACACACAAACACGCUUUUUGUAUCCCUUCACCUUCUGUCACUGUCGCUGCUGCAUUAAUAAAUUGAUCAACGGGCUUGACGGACCGUCGGAUCCAAUCGAUUGGUGGCAUCUUAAAACAUGAUUUAUUGCCCUCAUCUCACUUGCUUGAGUGUGGCGCAUCAACCAGCUUAUCAGGAUCUCUUAAGCAACAGAGGUCACAGCUGCAGCACGAACAAUCGAAGAAGCAAUUUCUUUGUCUAUAGCAUUAACGUGCUGUACAUUGCAUUGCAUUGUUGGCAGCAAAUGAAGUGUGGUUCGAAAAAUCGUGCACCUUUUCCAACGUUCGCCAAAGAUCGUAGGCCUUACCUAGGUGCAGCCUGUUAACCUUGCAGUGUAGCACACGUCUAACAUGGAAAUGCAAUUUGCUUUAAGCCUUCACCACAAAGAAACAAAAAACAAAUACACCCUUACAAGACGAGUCAUCACGAGAUCCUGUUGAACUGUGUGGAGUGUCGCUUGUGAUGUUACCGUAAAUUAAACGCAACAACCAAAAUAGUCAUCGCACAAAAAUUCCUGACAGUCUGGCUCUGUUAGAGAUGAA
This is a messenger RNA of Anopheles arabiensis, 1639 nucleotides long. Its product is annotated as septation initiation network scaffold protein cdc11-like. Lineage: Eukaryota; Metazoa; Arthropoda; Insecta; Diptera; Culicidae. Bases 113 to 1006 code for a protein of 297 amino acids. Gene Ontology annotation, molecular function: protein binding. The transcript has 2 exons. The record is from RefSeq and is a predicted model, not a curated record.